CCUGGCACCCGAACGCAACCCGCCGAGGCCGGGCGGCUUCAGGGGGAGGCGCCAACUCGUCGCUGCGCCGGGCCCCCGACCGAGCAGUAACGGCGACCCAGAGGGCGGAGCGGAUGCGGCUCGGGCCUGCGCUGAGUCACAUUAACUUUAUCCUAGAAGACAAUCUUACAAGAAUCUAGAAGGAACAGGAUUAAAGAUGACUGAACACAGGGCUCCAGAAAUUUAAAACAGUCAGCUUAGCAAGUCAUAUACUCUUCAGUGGAGCUGAGAACUGCUAAGUCUGCUCUUCACAGUGAUUUGGAACUUUCCAAUCCCAGGGAAAAUUUGACCAAGGGGACUGCACAGGACUGAGUCCAUAUGGAAGAAGAGCUUUCCCUUUCCUAUGGAGAAAGUGGCAAGACUGCAAUGUACAUCACUGUCUCCCCUGGUCCUCAGGCCUUUGGACUCACUACAUUAUGCUACCAGCUCUCCUGGGUCUCCAGCUUGCAGAUGCAGAUCAUGGGACUUCUGAGUCUCCAUCAUCUUCCAGUACAGGCUACUCUAUCAUCUUUGAAGAUGUUAGAUGUGGGAAAGUGGCCAAUUUUCUCCCUUUGUUCUGAGGAAGAACUGCAGUUAAUUCGUCAGGCCUGUGUCUUUGGCAGUGCUGGCAAUGAAGUUUUAUAUACUACAGUAAAUGAUGAGAUUUUUGUGCUUGGCACAAACUGCUCUGGUUGUUUGGGAUUAGGUGACGUCCAGAGUACCAUCGAACCUCGGAGACUGGAUUCUUUAAAUGGCAAAAAAAUAGCCUGCCUCAGCUAUGGGAGUGGCCCCCAUAUUGUCCUUGCAACAACAGAAGGAGAAGUCUUUACCUGGGGUCAUAAUGCUUAUAGCCAGCUAGGCAAUGGGACAACUAAUCAUGGUUUAGUGCCCUGUCAUAUUUCUACUAAUUUGUCAAACAAACAAGUCACUGAAGUUGCCUGUGGGUCUUACCAUUCUUUGGUGCUAACAUCUGAUGGAGAGGUAUUUGCCUGGGGUUAUAACAACUCCGGGCAGGUAGGAUCUGGAUCAACAGCCAAUCAGCCGAUCCCUCGAAGAGUCAUGGGCUGCUUACAGAAUAAAGUAGUUGUGAACAUAGCAUGUGGGCAGAUGUGUUCAAUGGCAGUGGUGAACACUGGGGAGGUCUAUGUCUGGGGUUACAAUGGAAAUGGGCAGCUUGGACUUGGCAGUAGCGGCAACCAGCCAACUCCCUGUAGAAUAGCAGCUCUGCAAGGCAUUCGUGUCCAGCGGGUUGCCUGUGGCUACGCACACACAUUAGUGUUAACAGAUGAAGGCCAAGUGUAUGCUUGGGGUGCAAAUUCUUAUGGCCAGUUGGGCAUUGGCAAUAAAAGUAACCAGUCCUAUCCUGCGCCUGUCUUCAUGGAAAAGGACAGCAGCUGCUGCCGUCAGCCAAGCCCGUGCCCCACCCCUGACUUCCCGUGCGCUGCUAGGUGCUCCAGAAUUAUAGAGAUCGCGGCCUGCCACUCCGCGCACACGUCGGCGGCCAAGACCCAGGGCGGGCACGUGUACAUGUGGGGCCAGUGCCGGGGCCAGUCGGUGAUCCUGCCCCACCUCACCCACUUCUCCUGCACCGACGACGUGUUCGCCUGCUUUGCCACGCCUGCCGUCUCGUGGCGCCUCCUGUCCGUAGAACCCGACGACCACCUUACAGUGGCCGAGUCGCUCAAGAGGGAAUUUGACAACCCCAAUACGGCCGACCUGAAGUUCCUGGUGGAUGGAAAGUACAUUUAUGCACAUAAAGUCCUUCUCAGAAUUAGGUGUGAGCAUUUUCGUUCUUCACUGGAAGACAACCAGGAUGAUAUCGUAGAAAUGAGUGAAUUUUCGUAUCCUGUUUACCGAGCCUUCCUGGAAUACCUAUACACGGACAGCAUCAGCCUUCCUCCGGAGGAGGCAGUAGGGUUGCUAGAUUUGGCUACAUUUUAUAGAGAAAAUCGUUUGAAAAAGCUCUGCCAGCAAACUAUCAAGCAAGGAAUCUGUGAGGAGAAUGCCAUCGCUCUGCUUUCGGCUGCCGUGAAGUACGAUGCUCAGGAUUUAGAAGAAUUCUGCUUCAGGUUUUGCAUAAACCAUUUGACUGUAGUAACACAGACUUCAGGCUUUGCAGAAAUGGACCAUGAUCUUCUCAAGAACUUUAUCAGCAAAGCAAGCAGAGUUGGAGCCUUUAAAAAUUGAUCCUCACCUGCAAGAAAUAAUUUUUAGCAUUUCCAUUUUCCCUGCAAAAGCCAGAGAAUAACUUCUCCUUAAUAGUAUUUAUGAUGAGCUACCGUUGACUGAAUACUUACGUUCUGUCGAAAGAAGGCGGUUGUCAGUCUGCCCCAUCAGCUGAAAUCUGAAGUUGACGGUAGAAAGCAUUCAGUGCUCUGAUCAGAUGUGACUAAGCCCAAGGGAAAAAAACUGAAAUGUCUUAUUUACCAUUUCCUCUUUCGAGUCACUUAAGUUGGACACUUUUGGUACAUUGGUCUAAGUAUAUGCUAUUCUAGCCAAAUUUUCAUUCUUUCAAAAGCUGGUAUCACACAGAAAGCUUGACGAGGAAUGCUGUCAUAACAUAUUGUCAGCAUCCAGCACAGCGCCUUCCAUACUAAGUAGGCACUCAGUUAAUUUCUUAUAAAUCUGAAGCAUGCCCUUAGAACAGCUUUAUUUGUGGGAUACUAGAUGAAGGAAUAACUUGCACAAAAACAAAUUUGAAAUAGCCUGUAACAAGUGAGGUUCGUAUUCUUCUGGUAACUGGUUCUGAGUCAUAGUGACUAACUAUGAGCAUUAAUUAAAAUCCACAAACAGCCUUGGCAAAUAAUUGUCAGAGUCCCAAGGGCUAAUUUUAAUUUCCUGUUUACUCUGAGUCAUUAAUUUCUCAUAUGGGAUUAUUGAAUAUGAAGUAUUGUCUCUGAAUGAAUGUUAUUUCUGGGCUCAUCUGCCUUAUAUAAUUGCAUUAUGUCUUUCCCUUUUGUGUUAAGAGAGAUUUGCCUGUGUAAGUAAAGAUGAUUAUGCGUUUCUCUUGUAGUUGACUUUUAUGUCACUAUAAAACAGUUCUCUUAACCUGGCACAGAAUAAUUAUGAAGUGCUAGCUGAAAAGGAUCUCACGCAUUUCAUGGACAGCAUUAACAAGAAUGAGAUAAAUUUAUACUUUUUAGAUCAAAACAAGUUACCCAACUGCAAGAAAGAAACUGGAACGGGAUGUAGGAUGUAGCGUCAGAUUCCUCUAAUACGUGGUUUCACUAUAUGAUACGUGUUUCACAAUAUAUUACGUAAAGAAAAACUCUUUUGGAAUUAGAAACCUUGUUCUGAUGCUGAACCAUUUGAUAAUAAAGUGCUUAUUUGCAGAUA
Messenger RNA from Zalophus californianus (California sea lion), 3354 nucleotides. RefSeq names its product RCC1 and BTB domain containing protein 2 (gene RCBTB2). The transcript is spliced from 17 exons. The record is from RefSeq and is a predicted model, not a curated record. Bases 358 to 2205 code for a protein of 615 amino acids. Gene Ontology annotation, molecular function: protein binding. Lineage: Eukaryota; Metazoa; Chordata; Mammalia; Carnivora; Otariidae.